Molecule: messenger RNA, 567 nt
Organism: Monopterus albus (swamp eel)
Lineage: Eukaryota; Metazoa; Chordata; Actinopteri; Synbranchiformes; Synbranchidae
Gene: myl4
Product: myosin, light chain 4, alkali; atrial, embryonic
Exons: 7
Coding region: 10-567 (185 amino acids)
Cellular component (GO): myosin II complex
Molecular function (GO): calcium ion binding
Source: RefSeq, a predicted model, not a curated record
UAUAUUAUCAUGGCCCCCAAGAAACCAGAACAAAAGAAGGAAACAGUUAAACCUUCUCUAGAACCAGAAGCUGCUAAAGAACCGGAGUUUGACCUACAUGGCAUCAAGAUUGAGUUCAGUGCUGAUCAGAUUGAAGAGUUUAAAGAAGCCUUCCAGCUGUUUGACAGGACUCCAGAGAAUCAGAUGAAGAUUUCAUUCUCUCAGUGUGGAGAUGUGAUGAGAGCUCUAGGACAAAAUCCAACCAAUCUUGAAGUUCACCGAGUUCUGGGACGACCCAAACCUGAGGAAAUGGGCAGUAAACUACUGGACUUUGAUACCUUCCUGCCAAUGCUGCAGCAUGUGGCGCAGUCUAAAGACAAAGGCACAUACGAGGAUUUUGUGGAAGGCCUCAGAGUUUUUGAUAAAGAAGGCAAUGGGACAGUGAUGGGUGCAGAGCUGAGACAUGUUCUGGUAACUCUGGGAGAGAGGAUGUCAGAGGGAGAAGUGGAUCAGCUGUUGGCAGGAUUGGAAGAUGCUAAUGGAUGUAUUAAUUAUGAAGCUUUUGUCAAGCAACUUAUGGCAGGCUAA